Messenger RNA from Chondrus crispus (carragheen), 429 nucleotides. RefSeq lists its product as hypothetical. NCBI's taxonomy places the organism in Eukaryota, Rhodophyta, Florideophyceae, Gigartinales, Gigartinaceae. Gene Ontology annotation, molecular function: ATP binding; dephospho-CoA kinase activity. The coding region runs from base 1 to 429 and encodes 142 amino acids. The record is from RefSeq and is a predicted model, not a curated record. The transcript has a single exon. Gene Ontology annotation, biological process: coenzyme A biosynthetic process.
AUGCUUUCGCGCCUCGCGAAAGCUAUUUUCCUGCAGUGGAAAUCUAUUGUUGUCUUAGAUACUCCGCUUCUCUUCGAGUCGAAAACGCUGCUGCCUUUUUGCUCAAAGGUUGUUGUCGUCGCAUGUAGCAAAGACCAACAGUUAGCUCGAAUGCUUGCAAGGGAUGGAAAUGAGAAAGGUCUUUCUGAACAUGAUGCGAAGAAACGUCUUGAGAGUCAGAUUCCGCUCGAAGUGAAGGUUCGUCGUGCAGAUAUCGUCAUAGAUAAUUCCCAGGACGUUGACCUGUUGAAGCGUAGCGCCAUGGAGGUGUUGGACCAAGUGCGGCCCUCGAAUGCUGGGGAACUAGCAUUCCGUGCCAUCGUGUUGGGUUGUGCCGCAAAGCUUACCGGAACGAUUGUUCGUGCUGUGUACAAUACGGUCAUUCGAUAA